Molecule: messenger RNA, 452 nt
Organism: Paramuricea clavata
Lineage: Eukaryota; Metazoa; Cnidaria; Anthozoa; Malacalcyonacea; Plexauridae
Source: the annotation of a GenBank genome assembly
UGGAAAGAUUUCAUCGCAGUCUCAAAAACGCACUCCGGUCACGUCUCGAAGGAAGGUCGAAUUGGGUCGAUGAAUUGCCUUGGGCGAUUCUUGCGCUCAGGAACAGCCCAAACGCAGAUACGGGUCUAUCACCAACGGAGCUGACUUUCGGCGAAAGGCAGCCGUUUCCUGGCGAGUUACAGAUGUCACCUAAAGAAGUGAGUCUAGACGUGUUUGCAGAUCAACUGAGAAACGUGCUACGAAAACAAUUACCACCCGAUAACAAUUGGCACCAAAGUUUAACAGUCAAGACGUUCGUGCCUAAAGACCUUGUGAAUUGCGAAUUUGUUUGGGUGCGUAUUGAUAAAGUGCAGCCGAGUUUAAAACAGAAAUUUUCAGGUCCUCACCGUGUUCUUGAAAGAAAUGAAAAGACUUUCACAAUUGAAACGAAACCCGGAAACGGAAGAGAUAAG